AGAGGAAAACGACUGUUGCUAUGAAAAAAAGGGAAAGUUAAGGAAAACAGUCUGGAAGAAACCAUUUCUGUGACUGCCUGAGUGUGAGGAGCCCACCCCACCUCAGCUGUAGUGAGGAGAGCCCAGCCCAGGCAGCCAGCAACCAGCGCGUCUGUGCCUACCAAUCGGCAUGCUCGGCUCAGGCGGUGUGCAGUGCUCUUCAGUCUCAGCAGCUGAAGCUGGGCGCAGGGGAACUGCGACGGCCGCGCCAAGCAUCUUCUCAGUGAUGGCUGCUGCUGAGCAACCGGGCUCCAGCUUCCACCAGCAGCACUGCGCAUAAGGCAACACACCCACCUUUGCCCUCCUGCCCUGAAGUGAGAGCGUUGCUAUCAUGUACAGCGUGGAGGACCUCCUCAUUUCACACGGAUACAAACUGCCCAAGAGCGGCCCUCCGUCUGCCACGCCUUAUGAAAAGCGCCCCGCCGACGGCCAGCGCGAACUUGUGGACAACAGGGCGGGCCGGGGGACUCUGAACGGGAACGAGGCAGAGAGGGGGGCGUCCAUCACAGGCAUCUACGGCAGCAGGCAGGUGCUGGUGAAGGCCUACCCCACCGACAACGAGAGCGCGGAAAGGAACCAGAGGAGAAAAGAAGCCGGCAUCGGUAUCCUAGGUGACGCUCAGCCCUUGGGUGAUUCUCUCGCCACAGAUAGUGGAUUCUACGAUGUUCCCAGUUUGACUUAUUCGGAACCUCUGAGCUACGAUGAGAGGGAUCUUUCCUAUUGGCGGAGGCGAGGUCAAGACUUCAGCAUCCUUUUGGACUAUGCUGAUGGCAGGGAGCUAAGGGCUUCCGCUGGAGCCUGGAGGCCACAGGCCCUGAUCACUGCAGAGGAAUACAGAGCCGAGAGGCAAGCGCAGCAGCUAUGGGAGGAUCUUUCCUGGUUAAGGGAUCCAGAAGCAGGCCCUGGUCAGCUCAGGGUGACUGGGGAAAGGAAGUGCCAAAGUCUUGGUACAGAGGACUGGAGGCCUGCUGUUGGUCUGGGGAGGCAGCUGUCAGAUGGGGACGGCGAAAGGUGGGCCAGAGACCAGUAUCGUCUAAGGACACCUGAGGGUUUCUUUCAUCCUAGAACUAAAACAAAGUCUCAGUCUCUCCCCAGAGUUUUGUCACCUGAUGGAACUGACAGUAGAGAGCUCAUUCCAUCAAGACCUAGCUUACCGGAUAGACAGAGAUUAAGCAGCACUGUUUUCUCUGGACCCUACAGCCGGUAUGUUUAUGGUGGUGUAAGGGACAGGUGGAGUAGGAAUGCUGGGCCAAGUAGCCAUGUUGCACUUUUACCAAAGCCCAGGUUCAGCCGGCCUUUAAAGCCUCCUUCAUAUGAGAUUCACCAGCAGACCAGGGGUAGCGCUGAAAUGCUUGCUAUAGACCAGGGUGCCAAACAAAAGGACAGAUCUAUAUACUACUCAAGGGGGAUGGAUUUGCGGCAAGACUAUUUCGCACAACACUCUGCCAUCUCUGGAAUGGAGCCACCUGGCUACAUCCCACCCCCCUCCUAUAAAAGAGCACCACCCCCAAGAGCAGUUACUAUCAACCGCAAUGAACUGGCAAACUUUAGAUGGAGAGCUGAAGCUUUGCAGAUGUCUAGCUCUGAUCCUGGAAGGUGGUUUUCCAGGCAAGGGAGUGGCUCAUGGUUGGAAUAUUAUGGAGAGCGCGCUGCAUCCUAUAGAAAACAGGUUCAUUCUGGGCCUGAAGAAGAAACAGGUCAUACUCGUCAACUACCCAUUGAAGAACCAAGGGUGAAGCAAAUCUCAGGAGGGCCUAGCGGAACUUCUCUAACCGACUCAGACAAAAUCCAUAACAUCAACAAAGAGAUUCCAUCCGCUAAGACUUUAGGACAAUCUACACAUGAUAGUGCCUUUCCUUCCCAACAGCAGCCAGCUCCCAAUACCGAAACACGCAAAGCAGCUCCCAGCGACAACGACACCAGUAAUCGAUGGUGCAACAAGGUCAUUAUCAAGAAGAGUAACAGUGUAGGUCCUGAACAAAACCGUAGUCAAUUUCUUCCCUCUUCAAUUCUUGGUAAACCUCCACCACCACCGUGUAAGCUGCCAGACCAGGGUGUCUCUGAAACUGUGACAGAGGUAAAGAAAGUGGAACAACCAGAACCACAAGAGAAAGACAAAUCUAAGAAUCUAAAAAAGAGACUUAGUGAAACUAUCUUCUGUUUGGUGUCUGUCCCUGCGACACCGCAGCUCACUGGGACAAUUCGUGAUCAGAAUAACAACAACGAGAAGUCGCCAGAUCCAGCAGGCAGUCCGAGUGACAACAAAACAGGCCAUUUAACAAACCAAAGUCUCCAAAGCACAUCUUCAGCGGAAGCUGAACUGCAAGCACUAACUGGUAGCAUAGCAAGCAGCAAAGCGAGCAGUAGAGCAAGCAGCAAAAUGUUUAAAAAAUUACCCUGUAGACCACCUAAAAUAAAUCAUUACAAGGAGCUCAAACUCUCUGGAUCCUGGCCUGCAAAUCAGUAUAGAGACCAGGAGACUCAAACUAGCCCAGAGGCCGAAAAACCCACUUCUGAAAACAAGGAAGCACAACAAGAACCUGCCCCUCCUGGCACUGAGGUUGCUUCUGACAACAGCGCUGUAGUGGGCACUGCCUUUAGUUUUCCCAUACAAGGUGUUAAAAGUCUUAAAUUGUCAAGCAACAGCGCCUUCUCUCUAACCUCCACCUUCUCCAGCCAGCUGAACAAGAGCACAGUUCAGCAACAAACAGUCCCACCUUCAGGAAAUGCGGAGGAGGCAAAACCAACAGCCAGCAGCGGGCAAGAGGCUUUUGAACAACUUCGACUAAAGCCAACCACACAACGACCAUGGGAUGCUGUCAAGGAGCUAGAGAUGAUUCAGAAGGAAGUUCAAGAGGAACAGCAGCAUCAGAUGAACAAGCAACCCAGUGUAGACAAGUGCAUAGAGGAUCUUAAUGAGGCCUACAAAGACAUCUUAGAGCUAGGCACUGCCGGCAAUAAAGUCUCAAACGGUUCAGUCCAAAUUCCUGAACGUAUCAAAAUUCGACUAACAUCAGAACCUCUCAACAAGCCCAGCAGCCUUAGACGCAGUGCAGUAAGCUGGUCUGUUGACCCAGAAUACAGAGAAAUCAAGAGUGCUUUCUCCAGGCCAGCAACAAAGUCAGUAACAUUUAGCAAGCAGCUUAGAGAAGAACUUCCAGUCCCACCAAGGGAGACAGGCUUCAGAGAAUACAGGGUUGUUGCUCAUCUUUCGCGUAGACGGAGCAACGAUGGCAGGACAGUGAAACUUGACCUGCCAGAUGAGCCCAUUGAGACACCACUUUGUGACUUCAGCCCAACCAUGCGGACCACAGCAGCUGAGGUACCAUGGGCAGAUCGACAGCCCAUGCAAGAUGCCUCUACCCUUACUAGUCCUCCAGAUUACGAGGACAUUUGUCAGGCUUUGCGUCAGUCUAAAGAUCCAGCAGACAAUAGAGGUUCUGCUGGCCUUUCCAGAUCUAACGACUCAGAGCUCCUUCAAGACCUCAGUGCUAACUCUGAGGAAGAUUGCCCCAUUUGCAAAAGAGAGCUUGAGAAUCAAAUGAGACAGGGUCCAUUGCCACCACUUCAUGAGGAGAACAGCUCGGACAGCUCAGCCAAUCAAAAUGGCAGUCCGCCACAAUGUGCUGCAUUGGCGAGUCCAGCAGAAAACUUAAAAAUGGAGGAGCCAAGUGACUCUAAUUUGAGCCAGUCAGGGUCAGAGCAGGGUGCUGAAACAAAAGAGCAGCAUUCACUAAAACAAGAAGGAACUGGUGAGAAAUCAGGUGAUUCUGAAAUGGAAAACGUUGAUAUCUCAUCUAAUCCUGCAGAGAGCCUACCAGCAAAUGAAGCUACAAAGGACCUUUUAUAUACAUCCUUAAGUUUAGAAACUGAUCUAGCUGCAGAACCCCAAGUUGCAGAUGAUCAAAGUGUUAAUGAAACUGUCACAGAAGACGUUGAGCUCAACAAGCAGAAAGCAGAUGAAGGAGGAGCAGCCGAAGGUAGUGCAAGCCAAACGACAACUGACAUGGAAAGUGAGUUGGAGGAAUGUACAACACCAGAUGACAAGCAGGAGCAAGAAAAGAGGACAUUUGCUGUUUCAGACCAUCGGGUUGUCCUACGAACUCACCUGGGGAGGGACAUUCCAAGUUUACCAGAGUUUCCACCAGAAAGACUGCCUCUUUCCGUCCCUCCAAACCUCGACAGAAGAUUAUCUCUGAGCUUGGAGGGAGAAAGGAGGACCAAAGGGCCUUCCCACCGAAUCGAGGCGCUGCAGAACAAGCUGGCAAUUUCCCCAGGUCGUGUGGCUGUUGAACGACUGGCCAGGAUGAGAGAGGUGGAUGUCAUUUGCCGUGUGAGACGCUUGAGCAUCAGGAGUACUGACUCUGGGGAUGGGGAGGCAGAAGGGGAGAAUAAGGAAGUGGAGGACCUGCAUCCUGAGCCUCCUGUAGACACAGAGAACAAUCAAGACAGCACUCCUUUCCAGCAGGUCGCAGUGGAGACAGUGAUGCUAGAUGAGAAGAAGUCAUUGCUCUCAGAGCCCCAUGACCCCAGUCCAGGGAAGACAGUGUAGAAAAACCUCGUCCAUCAUCUCCAUCUGAGGGUUUUAGCUCCAACACUGUGACCUGGCCACCUCCUAGAAUGCCUUCAUCUCAUCUUGACACUGAAAUGGCCUUCUUGUCCGACAAGAGCAUUGUGUACACCUUCACCCUCGGCGCUGCAUUGACUACUAAGAGUGCUGUUCCACUGCCAAAGGGAGUCCCUAUUAACCACCUCCGCCUUUCCAAACUGACUUCCCGCCUCCCCUUCUGCUCUUGCCCAACCCAUCCUCCUAUAAGGUUUCUACUCGUUAGUCCUCUUGUAGCGGCUUGUCUUUUUCUAUUCUCCCCCCUUCCCCUCCAUGCUUUUCUCAUUGGCACACAUUAUGCAAUUCUGUCAUGCAUACUAGAGCUUCUGUCCAUAGCGAUAAAGCUGUUUGGCAUUCUAAACAAACAUGUUUGUUUACGAAGGGAGCCGUUAAGGAUAUGAAUGUAAAUGUUUCUUUUAAAGCUUUUAUAGAUGUAGAAAGGUUUUUGCCACAAACCUGUUAUGUUGCAUUUAAACUACACCAAAUCAAACUGCGUACCUGAUUGUGUUAAGACAACAGCAGUUUUAGAACUGGACAUCACUGUCUUUGGCUAAAGAACUGUUUUGAUUUUCAGAUGAGGUAAAUGCGCCUUUUUUUUAAAAGCCAUCAUCCCGUUUCUCAUUGCUUUUGUACACACUGCAAACCAUAGAUCUCUUCAGUGAAGAGCGACUCUAUACAAGAUGACAUGAUAAAGCUAUUAUAUGAUACUGGUUCUACACAGAAGAGAGAAAACUGCCUUUUUUAUGCCCAUGCGUAAUUCCUGGUCAGAUCAGGCGAGGUCUUUGAUUUGUCCCUGAUCAAUUCAAUGUAACUCUAAAAUUUCCAGGUAAUUUCAGGAAGCAAUAAAGGCACAGACUGAGUUGGUGGUCGGUAACUUUAUUUAAUAGAGGCACGUUUAGGAAUUUAGAACAAAAAAGAACAAAAAAAGAAAUGUAGAGCAAUAUUGUGGAAUAGUGGAACUACCUGUAGGAACCCUUGUGGGAAGUCUUAAUGUGAACAUGUCAUUCAGACCGUAUUACAGGGAAAUGGAGUCGUGUCAGGGUAUAUGGGCGCUUAACAUAGGGUGGGUGCUUUAUUUCAUGAUAUAUAUAUCUAUCCUCAUACAUCUGUGCUGUAAAAAAAACAUUUCACUGAAUAUUUAUUUUUGUUAUCAUCAAAUUGUUAAUCAGUUUGCAUAAUGUACAAAAUAAAAUAUAUUUUAAAUAUUUGAAGAGGAAUUUUGUAUUUAACCAUGAAGUUUUAUUUCUCCCUACUUAUAUUAAGCUGAAAGUAUCCUAUCUGUGUAUAGUAUCAUUCUGAGAGUAUACAUACUUUUUUAGUGCUUUAAAAUUUAUCAGAGCGAUAUAAGCUGGGAUGACCCUGUGGUGUGCCUUGAACACACAGUUCGAUUUCACUGAGCAAUUGGGUUCAUCGCCUUGAGAGCUGACAGCAUGGAAACUUUCUGAUUGUGCCAUAACUUUCCUAUCCGAUAGCGCUUCUUCAGAAGUUAAGACGUAAUUGUUGGACGCUCUUUGUGAUAUUUGACAUUUCCGUCCACCCUAACUGUAUUUCCUAUGUUAGUGGUCUAACACGACCUGUGUCUUUAUCUUUGUCUUUGUAUGUCUUCCAAUUCAUGUAUCGUUACGUUGUCAUGUUCAAUAAAAUUUGGAUUCUUUUCUUUUCCUUCUUCCCACCCUUUCUUAUUUCUAUCCCUCUUUCUAACCCAUUCCUUUUCUUUCUAUCUCCGUUUCUUUCAUUUCAUGGAGUUUAAGAGAAGGUCUGUUGUUGCCAACACUGACUGCACAACAGGGUAGUGUGCUAUUCUAAGCUCCAAAUCAACAACUAUUAGGGAAAGAUUAAAUAAAAUUAAAUUUUCUGUUAUGUUUCUUUUCCUCAUCUGCAGUACGGUAGGACUCUAUCAUCCAGAAUUGGUAUGUAGCAUUUUACAGUUGUAGCAUUUGAUCAACUCAGACCGUUGCAUCUGAAUCAUCUCUUGUAUAUUUGAACCAGUCAUGUCGCAUUAUGUGUGCGUUACAUCACACACACCACAAAAUGCCAAAAAUGUAUGUUCUAAGCACUGUUUCCCACCGUCAUGACUUGCUGCCACGCCUCCGGCUGGAGCAGUACAGUAGCAUUGUGGGUCUUUCAUGCUGUUUAUUCGGAAAAUGCAAAAUCUAAACUGUGAAGCUCCAAUAAAAGCAGAAGUAGGAUUUAUGAGAAGAGGACAGCAUGAGCUCCAGCGUUUGAGAUUAAUCCAGAGUCAGCAUCGCAGGGAGGAGAAGCUGGCUUGCCAACGUUACUAACACAUCUCAUCUCCAGUUCACCAUGAGUACUGGAAGGCCUUGCCUCUGGUUUUUUUUGUGCAAACUGCUCCCCCUAACAACCUUUAAAAAGCUAUUUCAGUACGCACUCACCCCUGCCCCACUCCGCUCCCAAUAAUUGGCAUGUUGGGUACACUUGAACAUAGUGUCAUUUGACUUUUUGUACUGCAGGUUAUGUGCAAACAUGAAGUAAUUAUGCACACUUGUAAUAUUUUAUAUUUUCAUAUGAGAUUUAAGUGCUUUUUGUACUCACAGACAUCUUCUUUCUUCUUUGCAUGAACUGCAAGAGGGAGGAAGAAAGAAAAUGUCUUACAUAAAGUAUAUUUGCAUUUGGUACUCCAAUAGCAAACCCGUGGGCAAAAUAUUAUGUUUCAUAAUAUCAUUUACAAAACUAUGCCAAGUAUUCAAAAGCUAUUUUUAGAGUAAUUCAAAAAGGAACACCUUCAUUUUUGUUUCUUUGAGGACAUGCCUUUAUCUUUUUAUCUAUAAAUACUAGCAUAAUCCAUGGUCAUAUGAUUGUGCUACUGUUGUAUAUUACUGCAGUCUGAUUCAUAAAUAAACUCUUUGCAUGAAA
Oryzias melastigma (Indian medaka) is the source of this 7519-nucleotide messenger RNA. RefSeq names its product junctional protein associated with coronary artery disease. The transcript is spliced from 4 exons. The coding region runs from base 371 to 4591 and encodes 1406 amino acids. NCBI's taxonomy places the organism in Eukaryota, Metazoa, Chordata, Actinopteri, Beloniformes, Adrianichthyidae. Gene Ontology annotation, biological process: positive regulation of blood vessel endothelial cell proliferation involved in sprouting angiogenesis. Gene Ontology annotation, cellular component: ruffle membrane; adherens junction. The record is from RefSeq and is a predicted model, not a curated record.